CACACCACCGCCGCUGAAGACCUCCGAGGGUGGUCCUUUGGUACAGACAAGCAAAUACCAAUUAAACAGGAGAAGAAUGGCGUUGAAGCAGAUUUCCAGCAACAAGUGCUUUGGGGGAUUGCAGAAAGUUUUUGAACAUGAAAGUGUGGAGCUAAAAUGUAAAAUGAAAUUUGCUGUCUACUUACAACCAAAGGCAGAAACUGGAAAGUGCCCUGCCCUGUAUUGGCUCUCUGGUUUAACUUGCACAGAACAGAAUUUUAUAACAAAAUCUGGUUAUCAUCAAGCUGCCUCAGAACACAGCCUUGUUGUCAUCGCUCCAGAUACCAGCCCUCGUGAAUGCAAUGUUAAAGGAGAAGAUGAUCACUGGGACUUCGGCACUGGUGCGGGGUUUUAUAUGAAUGCUCCUGAAGAGCCUUGGAAAACUAACUACAGGAUGUAUGCUUACGUAACAGAAGAGCUUCCCAAACUCACAAAUGCCAAUUUUCCAGCGGACCCCCAAAGGAUGUCUAUUUUUGGCCACUCCAUGGGAGGCCAUGGAGCUCUGAUUUGUGCUUUGAAAAGCCCUGGAAAAUACAAAUCUGUGUCAGCAUUUGCUCCACUUUGCAACCCAGUGCUCAGUGCUUUGGGCAGAAAAGCCUUUACUGGAUAUUUGGGAACAGAUGAAAGUAAAUGGAAGACUUACGAUGCAACUCAUCUUGUGAAGUCUUAUCCAGGUUCUCAGCUGGACAUACUGAUUGAUCAAGGAAAGGAUGACGAGUUCCUUUCAGACUGACAGCUCCUCCCAGAUAACUUCAUCGCUGCCUGUACAGAAAAGAAAAUCCCUGUUGUUUUUAGAAUACAAGAGGGUUAUGAUCAUGGUUACUACUUCAUUGCCACCUUUAUUGCUGAUCACAUUAGACAUCAUGCAAAAUACCUGAAUGCAUGAAAACUUCAGAUGAAGGAAUCUCUUCAAGAUUAUAAUUGCUGAGAAAAGAAGAGUGUUAAAUACAGGGUUUUGUAAUGCUAAAAGAGCUUCCUUCUACAAUUGAAUCACCUUCUGAAUGAAUACAUAAAGCAUGUUUCUGAUUUUUUUUUUACCAUUGUUCACAUAGGAAAACCUUAAUAAUUUACAACUUUCUUGCUGUCAUUUGGAAGGCUUUAUUGUAUUAACCUCAGGUCACAGAAUAUGAGUAUAAUUCUGUUCAAAUCAUAGAAUGCUAACUCUGGAACAAAGGAUU
Messenger RNA from Cavia porcellus (domestic guinea pig), 1217 nucleotides. Its product is annotated as S-formylglutathione hydrolase-like. Gene Ontology annotation, biological process: formaldehyde catabolic process. The record is from RefSeq and is a predicted model, not a curated record. The transcript has a single exon. Gene Ontology annotation, molecular function: S-formylglutathione hydrolase activity. Gene Ontology annotation, cellular component: cytosol. Lineage: Eukaryota; Metazoa; Chordata; Mammalia; Rodentia; Caviidae.